Molecule: messenger RNA, 1426 nt
Organism: Trichechus manatus latirostris (Florida manatee)
Lineage: Eukaryota; Metazoa; Chordata; Mammalia; Sirenia; Trichechidae
Product: caspase-1-like
Exons: 5
Coding region: 779-1237 (152 amino acids)
Biological process (GO): regulation of inflammatory response; proteolysis
Cellular component (GO): NLRP3 inflammasome complex; AIM2 inflammasome complex; IPAF inflammasome complex
Molecular function (GO): cysteine-type endopeptidase activity; caspase binding
Source: RefSeq, a predicted model, not a curated record
UGUGGUCAGAACACAAGGAUCAGAAGUGAAAGAUACACUUCUUUCACUUAAGAUGAUUUUGAAGGGAAGUGGCUCUUUCUUAGAGCCAAUUUCAUUGAGGGGUUCACGAAAAUCAUCAUGCUGCUUUCUUAUAUAAAGGAUUCCUAUCUCCUAGUAUUCCACAGUCACAUGGAGAGUCCCAAGUUUGGUGCAAUAACUCGAGUAAUUAACAACAACAACUUUUGAGUGUUAACUAUAUGUCAGAUAUUGCUGAAAGCAUUUACAUAUAAUAACAUCUUUAAGCCUCAAAUAACUUAUACUAGUUAUUAAAAAAACUGAAGCAUGGAUAGUUAAGUAUUUUGCCCAAUAUCAAACAAAUGGUAUUUGGAGGAGUCAUUUUUAAAAUUCAGUCAUUCUGGCUUCAAAGCUGGUGCAUGACUUACAACCUUCUCCCUCAAAAGUAAUUUAGACCAAUCCUCUGCUGCCAUCUUGGUAUUUGCAAACUCUGUCUCCACUGGUGUAGUCUGACUCAUUCCCCUUUCCCAUUGUUGUCUGUGGUUCAUGGAAUUUGGUUUCUGGAUAGGGUUAAGAGAGAAGAAACUGCCUUAGACCCUCCAGGUGAAUAUUUAGUUUAGAGUCUCUCUAUUAAAGAAAACAGGACUGUGCAUCCAAUCUGUAUUUUCCACAGAUUUACCCAAUAAGAGAAAAGUUGAACCGCACACGUCUCGCUCUCAUUAUCUGCAACAUAGAUUUUGAGAAUCUUCCCAAGAGGGCUGGUGCUGAUGCUGAUAUCAGAGGGAUGAAGACACUGCUCGAAGGACUGGGGUACAGCGUGGAUGUGAAACAAAAUCUCACUGCUUCGGACAUGACUGCAGAGCUGAAGACAUUUGCUGACUGCCCAGAGCACGAGACCUCUGACAGUACUUUCCUGGUGUUCAUGUCUCACGGUAUUCGGGAUGGUAUUUGUGGGAAGAAGUACUCUGAGGGAAUCCCAGAUGUAUUAGAAGUCAACACCAUCUUUCAAAGCUUGAACACCCGGAACUGUCCAAAUUUGAGAGACAAACCCAAGGUGAUCAUCAUCCAGGCCUGCCGUGGUGUGAACCAGGGAGUGGUGUGGUUAAAAGAUUCAGUAGAAAAUUCUAUCAGCAGCUCUUCACUGGCUCCAGAAGAUUUUGAGGAUGAUGCCCUUAAGAAAUUCCAUGUGGAGAAGGACUUUAUAGCAUUUUGUUCCUCGACACCAGGUUCGACCUUCAUUUGAGUCCCCAGAUGGUAAGGCACAGAUGCCCACUGUUGAAAGGAUGACUUUGACUAGAUAUUUCUACCUCUUCCCCGGGUGUUGAAAUAAGAAGCCAAGAAUUCUGUCAUUCUGCGCCUGUUUUUGGAAUCAUGUCUGCAGAGCAUGGACCUUUCUUUAAACAUUCAAAUAAAUCUGAAAUAAAAAUGAGAA